AUGUCGUCGUGUAUUUUCUUGAUGUUAUUUUUGAUUCAAGUCGACGCACAGAUCCGCUACUCAAUCCCAGAGGAGAUGAGGAAGGGCUCUCUUAUUGGUAACGUUGCACAGGACUUGGGUUUGGACAUAAAAAGGCUUCGUUCUGGCCGAGCUCGUAUCGUGACUGGAGAAAAUGUUGAGUACGCCGAGCUGAAGACAGACAAAGGGACUCUGGUGGUGAAUGAGAGGAUAGACAGAGAGCAGCUCUGUGGAGACGUGACGCCCUGCAGCUUCACGUUUGAGAUUUUACUGGAAAACCCGAUGGAGUUACACCCCGUGACUAUAGAGGAUCAGAACGAUAACGCCCCUCAGGUGCUGUACCCAGUCCAGACUGGGGGCUCUCUGGUGGCUGAGAUGGUGCCUCGUUCAGCAGAUGUGGGCUAUCUGGUCACUAAAGUGGUGGCUGUGGAUGUGGACUCUGGACAGAAUGCCUGGCUCUCCUAUAAACUGCAGAAAGCCGCAGACAGGGCGCUGUUUGAAGUGGGCUUACAGAAUGGAGAAAUAAGAACUAUCCGCCAAGUGACUGAUAAAGAUGCAGUCAAACAGAGACUGACUGUUAUAGUGGAGGACAACGGGCAGCCCUCUCGUUCAGCUACAGUCAUUGUUAACGUGGCGGUGGCGGACAGCUUUCCUGAAGUACUGUCUGAGUUCACUGACUUUACGCACGACAAGGAGUACAAUGACAACCUGACUUUUUUCUUAGUGCUGGCUCUGGCUGUAGUCUCCUUUCUGUUCAUCACGUGUGUAGUGGUCAUUAUCUCAGUGAAAAUCUACAGAUGGAGACAGUCUCGCAUCCUGUAUCACUCCAAUCUGCCAGUGAUCCCAUAUUAUCCUCCACGUUACUCAGACACUCUGGGCACAGCGACUCUCCCACACGUGUACAAUUACGACACGUGCAGGACCACAGACUCCAGAAAGAGUGACAUUAAAUACAUGCAGCCCAUGAGUCAAAGUUUACUGGACGUUGGUGGAACCGAUUCUGAAGCCCAACAAUUAGAGAAACAGUUUGCAGGCUCCAAUAUGUCAACUCUGGUGAGUGAUAUUUACACCUGUUUUUCUAGCUGCCUCAGUGUUGUUGGUAAACGCUUUCUCUGGAGCUGA
Molecule: messenger RNA, 1140 nt
Organism: Boleophthalmus pectinirostris (great blue-spotted mudskipper)
Lineage: Eukaryota; Metazoa; Chordata; Actinopteri; Gobiiformes; Gobiidae
Product: protocadherin gamma-A8-like
Exons: 2
Coding region: 1-1140 (379 amino acids)
Biological process (GO): homophilic cell-cell adhesion
Cellular component (GO): plasma membrane
Molecular function (GO): calcium ion binding
Source: RefSeq, a predicted model, not a curated record